Messenger RNA from Aedes albopictus (Asian tiger mosquito), 2323 nucleotides. RefSeq names its product FGFR1 oncogene partner 2 homolog (gene Fgop2). The record is from RefSeq and is a predicted model, not a curated record. Bases 464 to 1291 code for a protein of 275 amino acids. NCBI's taxonomy places the organism in Eukaryota, Metazoa, Arthropoda, Insecta, Diptera, Culicidae. The transcript has 3 exons.
AGCUGUCAAAGACAGCAAAAGAAAAACUUCGCGAAAUUCUGUGCCAGAAAGUGAGCUGCUCGGUUGUUGUUGAUCGUAGAUUCCUUUCCGAAAUCGAAAAAUUCCGUGGCGAAAUCGGUCCUAGAACUCCCAAAAAAAAAGUCCAUCCUAUCGUUCGGUGUCGGAAUUAAUCGUUGACCCACCAGACAUCAAACGAAGCACAAAAUCGCGAUCGAAUCGUUGUUACUUUCAAGUGGAUUGUGGCUGUGAAUCAAGGAUAAAGGUCGUGGAAAACGGAGAAAAGAAUGUAAAUUUUCUGCUUCGAUCGUCACGCAGUUUCGCUGAUCGAUCGAUCGAUCGCAUACGCAAGCAUUUGGAUUGUUGGAAAUUCCGCACGGACCAAGUGAAAACAUCACGCUGAUAGUGCGCUCUGUUUUUCGGAGAGGGGUGAAAAAAAUAUUCAAAGGCAUAAUCGGUAGACAAAAUGUCAGUCACAUUCGAGCAGAUAAUUUUGGACGCUAAAAGAAUCGCCAACCGGUUAAAGGACCGCGAAGCAUUGGGCGAUUCUCUAUUGCUGGAGUCGGAAUCCGUCAACAAACAGAUUGAAUCAAUGCGGCAGUUUCAGGACGAUAUCGACAUACUGAACAAGCUGGCACGGGACCGUUCCAACAAUCAACUGAUCACAAUUAUUCACCAGGAGAACCCACAGAUCCGGGAGAUCCAGCAGGAAAAUAGACUGUUAAAGGCGGCCUUGGAAGAUCACCAGCACGCACUGGAGCACAUAAUGACCAAGUAUCGAGAACAUACCCAGAGCAAGAUCCUCAACACCAAGGUCAAUUUUGUCGAAGCGUUUAGCAAACAUCAGCAAUUCAACGAGCAGAAAGACGAAGUGAUCCGACAGCAAACUCAGAAGAUCCAGGAAAUGGCAGCGGUUAUGCAGCGGGCCUCUCAACUGGACGAAGAGAAGUUCAACCAAGAGCAAGAGUUUCUCAGCAAGUUGAUUACGGAAAAUAAGGGUCUUCGAGAACUUCUGGAAAUUUCCCACAAGUACGGUUCCAACGGGCAGAAGAUUUUAGUUGACGAUAAAUCCACCCAAACUGACACAUACCUGCUGGAUGCGCUGGCGGCCUCCACAUCUAAUAGCGGAACGAGCUUUACCGAGUCAUCAGUUUCGAACACCGGCACCAUCAAGGUUAGUCCAUCGUCCCUGAAGUCCCAGGUCCCGACCGCAUCGUCAUCUACGGCACCCCCCACAACGGCGGCACCGGCUUUAAGUGGAAUCGCCAGUUCCUCUGGUUCCACCCUUUCGUGACGAGAUUCCGACGAUAACCAAGUGUCCGUAUUCUUCUGCUGCCAAUCGGCUUUACUGUAAUUCUUUUAAUCGAACCAGGAAAACCCCCGACAAAAAAUGUAAAACCGAAUCAUGUCGAAAUCUAAGGAAAACUCACACAAUUUUCAAUACCAUUCGCACCAUUUUUGCAAUCAUUGUUCAGCACGAACACAUUGUUCUCGCACCCAACUCUCACACAUUUGUUUCACAAAAAAAAAUGUUGCGUUCAUGUUUUGUAGUUUAGUUGCAAUUUGCAAAAUCACGUAAUAAUUUAAUUUAUAACAUAAUCGGCGACCAAGUAAAAGUAAAGAAUACCUUCCUUGUUUGCCGCGAAUACACAAUGGACUGAUGCAAAUUUGAUUCUUCUUGCUACCCUAAACCUAAAUGGUGUUGAUUGUGCAUAUUACGUUUUUGUCUGUCGGCUCCGCGAAGCGUGAUAACCGGCUGAGCCUAAAGAAGAACAACAUAAAGUAAAAGCAUAGAUAUGAAGUAAUAUUACAGUGGACGUUCGUUAAGUGCAACAUGUUUACGUCUCAAUAACCAAAUGUUGUUUGAUAACUGAGUAACAAUUGACAGAUGUCAAGAAUCUGCCCGAUUGUUCUAAAUGCAACGAACGUCUACUGUACUUUGAAAAGAAAAAUAUUUGGCAAUUGAAUUAACCACCUUUUUCAGCUUUAGGGAGCAAAACGUCCAAAUCAGCAUCUGUUGAAUGCACACAUCUCUAAUGUUGUUACAUUAUGCAUAGUUUCGUAGUUGCAAAAAUGACAGAUUAAAAUGUAUUAAUUCAUUGAAUCACAUUGCGCCCAUUUAGUGCUAGGUCUCACACAGCAAGUACGCAAGAAAAGCAAACAAUAUCAUAUUGUGUGACACUAUUGUUAACGUCUAAGUAGCCAAUGUGAAUUCAAGUCUCAUUAGUUUUACGCCUUCUCUAAGUUUUCCUUUUCAACUCUGUAUUGCAAAUGCUCCUGAAUUAAUAAAUUUAUAGGUAAUUAUAGGAACCUGAUAGUAAAAUAA